Molecule: messenger RNA, 636 nt
Organism: Dreissena polymorpha
Lineage: Eukaryota; Metazoa; Mollusca; Bivalvia; Myida; Dreissenidae
Product: UPF0669 protein C6orf120 homolog
Exons: 1
Coding region: 1-636 (211 amino acids)
Source: RefSeq, a predicted model, not a curated record
AUGAGAUUCAUCCUUCAGAUAUUUGUGUUUGUGACAUGGUGCACUACCAGUGUUUUCUCCACAUGGGAAGUUCUGCAGACUGUUCAAGGAACUAUUGGAGCUGAGAACUACACAUACUACCGAGUAACUCGUCCCGGUCGUUUAUUGAUCGAAUUAAAAACUCUUCAAGGGGAUGCUGACCUUUACAUAACUGCCAAAACUGAUCUCAAACCCACCUUUGAAAAUAUUCAUAACGACUUUGAGUCCUCUUCAUGUGGUUUAGAUAGUGUAGAAAUCGAUGAUUCAUACCCCAGACCAUUUGGCGUUGGCGUGUACGGCCAUUUUAUAUUUGAGGUUUCUACUUUCGAGCUGUCAGUGAUUCAGCUGCCAGAGUUAGAGGAAUGGGGCUACGAUCAUUUGACAGAGCACUACUACAACUAUGAGGCGGCUGAUCACUUGUUUCUCAACUACGACGCCUCUGAUUACAUGUACAGGGAUGUGAAAGGGCAUCUGAAAAAGCAUAGCAAAACAAAAACUGAGACUGCAUCUUCAUCUUCUGCGGGCUAUGAAAGUUAUGAUGAGGAGGAGAGUGCUGGUUCCAUCAUCUGGCAGAUAUUGUUGACUUUCCUGAAAGUCAUUUUCGAAGUAAUUCUGUGA